UUCAGCAUUACCAAUCUAUUAUUUUCCAGAUAUAAUAUAAGAAUAAUACUGAAAUAUUAUUUUUAUAUAAUAUUAUUGUUUAAUAAAUAUUUCUAUAUUAUUAUAAAAUCUUAAUACUUCAUAUAUUAAAAACAAAAUCUUUAUUUUGAAAUUUAGAAAGUUUAAAAUCAUUUGGCGCUAUAAUCUGGUGACAUUAUAAAUGUAAAUGUUUAGAAUACUGCUUUACUGUUGUUUUUACAUAAACGUCAAGAUCUACAUUUGUAGCAUUCGGUGUUCUAAUAAAAUUAAUAGGAAGAUAGUACUUAUUCUGUGAUUGUUACAUUAUAAUUUAAAUAGAUAAAAAAUAGUGAAGUUUAAGUACAUUUUGAGAAAGAAAUCUUUCUAUUAGUGCAUUAUGCCUCUCCAUCGUUAUACUCAUGCAGUUUUAUGCAGAAUUCCUCUUUCACUUCGUACAAGAGGCGAGGUCACAUUAGAUGAAGCUAGAACUCAACAUUUGGCACUUGCUCAACUUUUACGAGAACUCGAUAUCGAUGUUGUUGAAAUGCCACCAGACGAAAAUUCACCGCUUUGUGUUUUUGUUGAAGAUAUUGCAGUUGUAUGCAAUGGUAUUGCACUUAUAGCUCGACCCAAUGAACCAUCGCGCCUAAAAGAGAUUGAGACAAUUAGAGCUGUUUUGAAGAAGGAAUUGGAAAUUCCUCUUAUAGAAAUAGCCGAUAAAAAUGCUCGUUUAGAUGGAGGAGAUGUUUUAUUUACUGGUCGUGAAUUUUUUGUUGGAUUAUCUCAUUAUACAAAUGAAGCAGGUGCGAGAGCAGUUGCAGCAGCAUUUCCAGAAUAUCCCUGUGUACCUAUUAAGGUGGGUGAUGGUGGCGAAGAGGUGAUAGUGGAGAGUCUUACCUCAGCCCCAAUUCAGGUUGCUGAAUCCAAACGUCUUAAAGGUUUAGUUACAAUGGCUGGUCCAGAUAUUAUUUGUGUAGGUGCUGGAAAAGAAUCUCAAGAAGUUUUAAAGAGAAUUGAGAGAGAAGCAACUUAUAGUUACCAAACAUUAACUGUGCCUGAAGAUGCUGCAGCCAAUGUACUUUAUGUGAAUGGAACACUAAUUCACAGAUCAGAAGAUGAAAUUCCACAAUCAAGUAAAGUUUUUGCAGAAAAAAUUGAAUUUCCAACUAGAUCAUUACGUAUGUCUGAAUUAGCAAAGGUCAGUUCUGGUUUGACUUCUUGUUGUUUAUUAGUACGUAGACCCAGACAUAUUCGCAGUAUUUAAACCAAGAAUUGAAAAUACCUAGCAUAAGUGCUAGAAUUAUAUAUUGAUGUGAAUUAUAAAAUCAAGAGUUUAAAUAUUUCUAAUAGAAAAUGAUGUCAAAAUGCUGUGCAAAAACAUUAACAUAAUGACGUAGCAUAUAUACGUCACUCUAAAACUUUAAUAACUAUUUUAAUGUGAACAGAAAAGAUUAUUUUAUAAUUAUUUUAUAAAAAAAUUAUCUUAAUAUAAAAGAGAUUUUAUAUAAUUAAGAAGAUUAAUAUAUUUGAUUUUAAGAUAUUUACAGUAGAAAUAAUAUAUUAAAACUUUAUUAAUUUAAUUUAUAGAUUUAUAUGAUAUAAAAUUAUUACACCUAUCUUGCCAUUAAUGUGAGAUUUAUUUUUUUCUAAGAUUUUAUCAUGGCAACAUUAGAUAUAUAUUUUUAUAUUUUUAUGAUUUCAAACAUAUUUUAUGAUUAAUUAGUUAUUACCUUAUAUUUUACUUGAAUAAUAUAUGAAUGUUUAUUCAUAAUAAAUUUAUCAAAAUAUCAUAGAAAUUCAUAUUGCACAAAAUUUUUUUUACAAAAACAAAAAAUACUUUAAAAAAUUAAUUUAUAAAUUAAAUAAAUAAAUCAAAAAAAUUUUAAUGUAGCACAAAAAGAACAAAAUCAUAAAAUUAAAAUAAUAAUAAACUACAUCUAUAUCUUCUACUUUUGAUAUCUUGUGUUAAAUAGAAAUCAAUUAUUAGACAGUUAUUAAAAAUCAAUUAUCAGUAUUCUAAUAUCUUGAAUGCAUUUGCUACUAGUCUAUAAAAAGUGUUCAUUUAAUUAUUCAAAUAGAGCUCUUUUAUAAUGCAAUUAUAUACUGCAAAAUUAAUGAUAUAUAAAAGCACUGAUAGUUAAAAGUUAAUGCUGAUUCACAUUAUAGCAAAGUUACAUGAUUAAGAGUCUACGGAUCAAAAAAAAAUAAAUAAAUAAAUGAUGUGUAUAAAAACAAAUUUCAUAUAUAUACAAUAUAUAUUGCAACAAGCUUUAAAUUGUUUUGGCAGAGUUAUAAUAACAGUAGAAAAUUAAUAAUAGAAUUUGCAGUACUAUAAUAUAAUUUUUUAAUAUUCUUUAAACUCAUGACAAUAUUAUAAUAAGUUUAUUGUAUUUUUAUAUAUUUUAAUAUGCAUUUUCAUAUUAAUCCAUAUAUUUGUAUUUUGUGAUUUUUAUCUUCUUUUUAUUAUAAAAAUAUUGCAUUUCUUUGAAUUUUGUGAUAAAAAUAGUUUUGCAAUGAAUAUUUUAUAAAUUAUAACAAUUGUAACUUUGAUAUUAUUUAAUAUGUUUCUUUAAAAAAUUUUCCAAAAUAUAUAGGCUAUAAAAUUGUAAACAAAAUAAAAAAUAUAUACUAUA
This is a messenger RNA of Apis cerana (Asiatic honeybee), 2630 nucleotides long. Its product is annotated as N(G),N(G)-dimethylarginine dimethylaminohydrolase 1. Gene Ontology annotation, biological process: arginine metabolic process; positive regulation of nitric oxide biosynthetic process. The record is from RefSeq and is a predicted model, not a curated record. Gene Ontology annotation, molecular function: amino acid binding; dimethylargininase activity. NCBI's taxonomy places the organism in Eukaryota, Metazoa, Arthropoda, Insecta, Hymenoptera, Apidae.